GUUAACAGGAAGCUAGCAACAUUAAUCGUCAACUCCGGAGCUAGGUGUAGGUCUCCCGUCCUGGUAUGGGACAGAUGUUAUUUUAAGGGUUAAGCGAAAUUACAGCGACAUGUUGAACCCGAAAGGACAAAAAGUGUGUUCAGCAGUGAGGAAAGCUGGCUGUUUUCUCGCUGUCUUGCUUGUCAUUGUUUUCGUUUUCUCUGUCAGCUCGGUUGCUCUUCCUGUCAGCGAGGCUCCUCAGAGCAGCAGCACAACAGAGGAACCGGAGACCUACAACACUUACUAUAAUUAUGUGGAGCUCACGCGCCGUCUGCAGUCUCUGGCCCGGAGAUAUCCACACAUCGCGCGUUUAAGCAGCAUCGGACGCUCGCUUGAGGGCAGGGAGUUAUGGGUGAUGAGGAUCACCAAGGAGCCUUUAACCGACAUGCCGGGCAAACCCAAAUUCAAAUACGUGGGCAACAUGCACGGGGACGAGACGAUCUCACGCCAGGUGUUGGUUUAUCUGAUCGAGUAUCUGCUGAGGAGCUACGGAGACAAUCAGCGGGUCACGGAGCUCAUCAACAGCACGGAUAUUUUUAUCAUGCCGAGCUUGAACCCAGACGGCUUUGAGAAGUCGGUGGAGGGAGACUGUGGUGGCCAAGCAGGCGGCAGAAACAACGCCAAAGACCUCGACCUUAACAGGAACUUUCCCGACCAGUUCACUCAGAUACACGUGGAUGAAGCUGAUAUCCCUGAAAACACAGCCAUGAUGAAGUGGAUCGUUGACAACAAGUUUGUCUUGUCUGGAAAUUUGCACGGUGGUACCGUAGUGGCCAGUUACCCGUUUGAUGACUCAGCCGGGCACGCCCCCACUGGCAUCUACAGCAGCUCACCCGACGACGCUCUCUUCCGCUACCUAGCACUAGUUUAUGCCAAAAAUCACCCGAUCAUGAAGACAGGGAAGCCCAACUGUGAUGGAGAACUUGACGAGACAUUCAAGGAUGGCAUCACUAAUGGUGCCCUUUGGUACGAUGUUCCAGGAGGAAUGCAGGACUACAAUUAUUUAAAAGGGAACUGCUUGGAAAUCACCAUGGAGCUGAGUUGCUGCAAGUAUCCUCUCGCUUCAGUGUUAGCAACAGAGUGGGAGAACAACCGAGAGUCUCUGCUGGCUUACAUGGAGCAGGUUCACAUUGGUGUGCGAGGUUUUGUCCGAGAAGCCAGAACUGGCGCUCCUCUUUCUGAUGCAGUUAUCUUGGUGGCAGGCAUUAACCACAACAUAACCACUGGUCACUUUGGUGACUAUUACAGACUGCUGCUGCCGGGAACCUACAAUAUCACAGCUGUAGCCUCUGGGUAUGUGCCAAUGACUGUGACUGGUGUGCAAGUACCUGAAGGCAAAGCUAGAGAACUCAACUUCACACUAGCACCCCCAAGUAAUGAGAGUGUGAGCCACACAACCACUUUGUCUACUACACCUUCUACCCCCCCUAUAACCAAUAGCAGCAACAGUCAUACCAGCUCCAGCAUGCCUAGUGACAAUACAGUGGUUACAGAUGUGUCUUCAACCAGCUCUGCGCCAGCGCCACAGCCGCAGCAACCUCAGGAGUUCCGCCAUCACCACAACAGCGACAUGGAGCUCUUCCUGCAGAGAUUCAGCACUAAGUAUCCCUCAAUCACACGUCUCUACUCCAUCGGCAAGUCCGUUCAGGGCCGUUUGCUUUGGGUCAUGGAGAUCUCUGAUAACCCGGGCAACCACGAGCAAGGUGAACCAGAGUUUAAAUAUAUUGCUAACAUGCACGGCAAUGAGGUGGUGGGACGCGAGCUGCUUCUAAACCUGAUCGAGUACCUGUGCCGUAACUAUGGCAGCGACCCUGAGGUCACGCAGCUUGUCAACAACACCCGCAUCCACAUCAUGCCCUCCAUGAACCCAGAUGGCUAUGAAAUUGCACAAGAGGGAGAUGUCAUUGGCUACCAGGGGCGUAAUAACAGCAACAACUACGACCUAAACCGCAAUUUUCCUGACCAGUUCCAAACCAUUACUGAUCCCAGACAGCCAGAGACCAUAGCAGUGAUGAACUGGGCUAAAAGCUACCCAUUUGUGCUGUCGGCUAACCUGCACGGAGGCUCUCUGGUGGUAAAUUACCCUUAUGACGAUAAUCCAGAGGGCUUCAGCAGAUAUAGCGGGUCUCCAGACGAUGCCACUUUUAAAAUGGUCGCCCUUGCUUACUCACGGGAAAAUCCACUCAUGUAUAAAGGGCACCCUUGUAAAGAUGUGAAAGAAUACCCAGACGAAUACUUUAAGGAUGGUAUUACUAAUGGAGCUGCUUGGUACAAUGUGCCUGGUGGUAUGCAGGACUGGAACUAUCUUAACACUAACUGCUUUGAGGUGACUAUAGAGCUGGGCUGUGUGAAGUAUCCUCCAGCGCAGGAGCUGCCACAGUAUUGGGAGCACAACCGGAGAUCUCUGCUGCAGUUUAUUCACCAGGUCCACAGAGGAGUGAAGGGGAUGGUGACUGACAGUAAGGAUGGGACUGGUAUCCCCAAUGCCACCAUCACUGUAGGAGGCAUUGACCACCCCAUCACCACCAACAGAGCUGGAGAUUACUGGCGUCUGCUUGUACCUGGAACAUACCACCUAACUGCCUCUGCUCAAGGCUACAAGUCUGUUGUCACGUACGCCACUGUGCCUGAUGGUGAUGCAGAGAUUGUGGAUUUUAAGCUAACUCGCAUACGGAGUGACACGAGCAGCCCUGCUGUCCACCCGGACUCCAGUGAGGAGGAGUUCCAGAGCUUCAUCAAGCAGCUCUCAGUGGGACCUGGACUGGACCAGCUCAUCCAGAACACGGCCACCACCAGCAGCUUCCGCUAUCGUGGCUACAAGGAGAUGUCCGAGUUCCUGCGAAGCCUCAACCUCAACUUCCCUAAGAUCACUUCUCUACGCAGCCUUGGUCAGAGUGUGGAGUUCAGAACCAUCUGGGCCCUGGAGAUCUCCAACACCCCUGAGGUGCCAGAGCCAUCCAAGCCCAAGAUCCGAUUUGUGGCUGGCAUCCAUGGCAAUGCUCCAGUGGGCACGGAGCUGCUGCUGGAGUUUGCUGCUUAUCUGUGUAUCAACUAUGGCAAGAAUGCCGCUAUUACCAGGUUAAUCAACGAGACAAGAAUCGUUAUCCUUCCUUCCAUUAACCCAGAUGGUCGUGAGCUCGCUAAAGAAAGAGAGUGCGCCUCCACUGUGGGUAUGAACAAUGCAAAUGGCAAAGACCUCGACACUGAUUUCUUUGGUAAUGCAUCCCAGCGCUCCACAGAAGCACAGCCUGAGACUCGUGCUGUGAUGGAGCUGAUACAGGAGAAGGGCUUCACUCUGUCAGUGGCUCUGGACGGAGGCUCUGUACUGGUGACCUACCCCUAUGACAAACCAGUUCAACCAGUUGAAAAUGAGAGUACCCUGAGGUAUUUGGCUACUGCGUAUGCCAACAACCAUCCCACAAUGCAUUUAGGAGACGCUGGAUGCCCAAGCAAUGGCCAGGUGGGAAACAUCCCUGAUGGAGUGUUGCGGGCAGCGGAGAAACACAGUCACAUGGGCAGCAUGAAGGACUUCAGUGUGGAAUUUGGUCAUUGUCCUGAGAUUACAGUAUACACCAGCUGUUGCCUGUUCCCCCCAGCUGAUCAGCUGCCCACCCUUUGGGCUGAGAACAGGAAGUCGUUGCUCAGCAUGCUGGUAGAGGUGCACAAAGGAGUUCGCGGAAUCGCAAAGGACAAGAGUGGCAAGCCCGUCGUGGGAGCGAUGAUCGUGCUGAACGGUGGUGUGCGAGUAUUCACCAGUGAGGGAGGAUACUUCCACGCCUUGCUGGCUCCAGGAUCACACAGCAUUGAAGCAGUAGCAGAGGGAUAUCAACAGCAGCGGCAGAAGGUGAUUGUCUCAUCAUAUGAGGCAGCAAGUUCCAUCGUUAUUGAGUUUGAUAUGGACAACCGCAUCUUCGGUUUACCGCGAGAGUUAGUGGUGGCAUCUGCAGCUGCAGCUAUGACGGCUCUGGCCAUCACCGCCUGCAUCAUCUGGUGCGUGUGCUCAGCCAAGUCCAACAGACAGAAGGACGGCUUUCACCGUCUGCGCCAGCACCGGGACGACUAUGAAGACGAGAUCCGGCUCACGUCCAUGGGCUCCAAGAAGUCCCUGCUGAGCCACGAGUUCCAGGACGAGAGUGAAAGCGAUGAAGAUACUCUGUACGCCAACAAACUCUGAUAUUUAACUCUCCUACAAUGUUCACAUCCUACUUUGCCACCCUACUGGAGUGUCUGAGAGAGACAGAAGACCAAAGUUUAACUGGUCUCUGUCCAAACCUGCAGGGGGUGCUCAACUCACAGGCCCGUCUGCACAGACUGCCAUGAAAUCCAUCCCAGGAUGCACUUUACUGGCCUAGUGAGAUGGUUGACUGUUUCACAUGUUAAUGUAUGCAACCUUACAAUCCGCUCUCAACCAAUAUGCUAUUUAUUUGAGGCUAAAUUAUGCUUGUUUAUAGUGUGGAAAUAUUCUGCACAACUCUUACAUUCAGUACAUCACUAACUCAGUUGCCCACAUGAACAAAAACUCAGCAGGAUUACUAAACACAGUGCCUUGUUUGAUUAGCCUGAGCCAUUGCUGCCUGUUGGCUAUCGCUGGGGUGUGAAGAUCAGUGUAAUGUGUGUAAGAUAAGUUCUCUUCUUGGAAGCACUCAGUAUGUGGGCUGUAAUCAGGAGUCUAAUUAUUAUUACUUUUUUGAUUCACAUUGUCCCACACAGUAUGUGACAAAGUAUGUACAUGAAUCAUCUUAGAGUAGAAGUGCUGCUUAUGAUUUCUAAUACUGAGAUCAAUUAUGGGUGAAUGUGAGCCUCAAUCAAAACCCCAGUGCUGAGAUUCUUUAGAAAAAAAUACUUUUUUUUUUUUUUUUUAAACAUUUCAUUGGCUAUACUUUUAUAGUGCUUUUCUACUGGACAGUGCAGUAUUCUGUAUGAUGCUACAUUUUGUCAUGGUUUUCAUUUCAAAGUUAGCUGUACUGUAACUGCAUACUUACCCUUCUUUUCAGAGAAGUAAGUGAAUCCAGCAGACAUGUGGGUGAAGUUUAAAGUCAUCCAGACCAGUGUUUGGUCAAACAAAAUUGUCACUCGAGUCAGAAAACCUGCUAAGAUUCAGGUGGCAGUAAUAGUUUACUGUUGUUUAUUUUAUUCAUACACCCGUGGUAACGAUGUCUUGUAGCAUGGUAUUUAGUGCACUAUUUGUACGGAAUAAAAUAUGACAGGGCUCACUUCCUGAAGUAUUUAUUCCUCUUAUACCAGCCACCAGUUUGCCAAAAAUUUCUUACUUUAUUAGUGAAUGACGUGUUGUGCAUUUUAACUGUUUAUUGUUCCAUUUAAUAUUGUGGAACAUCCACUACACAAGUUAUAAAAACUGUUCCUGUUAUCAUUUCUUUAUAGCAGCUAUAAACAGUUGUUCUUUCACCAGCCUCUCUUUUUUCCUCUCUCUUGAAGUUAGGACAAAACAAAACACAGCUUGUUGUGUUACAGCAAAACUGGAAAGUGCAAACUUCUUUAUCCUGAAGAUUUUCCUGUGGUGGAGUCUCCUUCCAUAAAUGUUAAAUCUUUCAGAAAGCUUCACUACAUUUUUAUCCAUAUUUACAUAUUUUUAUCAGUGGCUUAAUGGUUAGCACAGUUGCCUCAGACCUCUGGAGUUGGUGGUUCGAAUCUCGCCUCCGUCCUGUGUGUAUGGAGUUUGCAUGCUCUCCCUGUACUUUGGGGGGUUUCCUCCGGUUUCCUCCCCUAAUCCAAAGACGUGUGUUGUAGGCUGAUUGGCAUUUCCAGAUUGUCCGUAGUGUGUGAAUGGUUGUGUGCAGGGUGUCCUCCACUUUGUGACCCGAGUCUACUGGGAUAGGCUCCAGGUUACCUGCAACCCUCUGUAGGAUAAGCGGUACAGAGAUGGAUGGAUUAUGUAGAUUGUCUGCCAUACAAGUCUUUCUGUUUCCGCUAAGAUUAAAGUAUUGUGUCCGUUGGCUCCCUUAAUUCACGCAGUCUAACAAAUUGCUGUCUUCUGCCCAAUACGAGCCCAAUGAGGUAACCAAAUCCACUUUUUUCUCAUGACAAAGAGAAUCAGUUUGUAAAUUCUGAAGAGUGUAACACUCUAAGCCCGAUCCCACAACCUCCAGAGAAGUUCUCCUACUUUACCGUGUACUGUUAUGUGAAUUACUAACCACACUGUCCAGUGGAAAAACACUAUUAAAUAGCCAAGUUUCCUGAGUCCCUUGUCAGUUUGUUGAAUGUAGUUUCAUGCUGUAGUGUAAUAUUCAAUCACAGUGGUGUGAAUAUUUGGCUUGCCGAGUAAUUUUUUUCCCCAAGUAGAAUGUAGAAUGUGUUGGAUAUGUGUACAGAGAUACACUCAUUAAUAAACGAAACGUCAUCUGAAGGGUUUAUCAAGCCACAGCCAAGUAGUGUGUUGAUAACCUUUUAGUUCUCAGAUAAUCCAGAUGUUUUGAGAAUAAACGAGGAUAUAAACAUUUUCACAUUUCCAACAGUGACUUAAAUUAGCUUGCUCUCAAAAGCUGUUUGUUCUGAUUUGUCCUAAUUUCAGAUAUUUUUCACAGUAAAUCACUUGUUCAGUCUGCGUUUUUACCGGUGCUUGUGUGUAAAUUGAAUAUUUGAAAUCACUCAGAUUACACAUUGUUUAAAUUUACACCAUGACUGAGUAACAUGGUUUUCAUCAAACCAAAUGGUCACUUAGAAGUUUUUAUCCACCUGAAAGUGGCUUUGCACUGUCACUUACUGCCAGUUAACAUUCAGUGAUUAUAAAAUGCCAUUACAAUUCCAUGUUUCUACUGACUGCAGAUCUGAAUAAAUACAAAGCACAUGCAAAACAAUGGAUAUUAGCCAUGUAUCUCAGUGUUCAAGUGUUUAAGUAAUCAGGGUAACCUUCUUCCUUGAACUGCCUCCAUUCUUGUAAUUUAUAUAGUAUAGUGAUUAUUAGGAAAUAUCAAAGGGUGAACCUAAGAAAGAUGUAGAUUGCUUUUAGUUAAAAUUGACAAAAAAAUUUAUUUUGUCAUUUGGUGUUUCCACUGCUUUUGUCAAUCUUCUGCACUGUUCAUGAAUUAUUGAAUUGAAUGUGUAUUGAACAUAUCAAACCAGCUGAGCUGAUUGUGUGCUGAUGAAUACAGACACAUGCUUCAUCAUGCAUAUUUUCUCAUCAAACUCAUUUGAGGCUCAUUUCCUGUUGCUUUAGCACACUAAACUUUAAAAACAUCCUGUGUGUCACAUUUUUAUUUGCUAUUCAUUAACAAUAAAGUCUAAAUUGAUGGCUUGA
Molecule: messenger RNA, 7294 nt
Organism: Pangasianodon hypophthalmus (striped catfish)
Lineage: Eukaryota; Metazoa; Chordata; Actinopteri; Siluriformes; Pangasiidae
Gene: cpda
Product: carboxypeptidase D, a
Exons: 21
Coding region: 110-4213 (1367 amino acids)
Biological process (GO): proteolysis
Molecular function (GO): metallocarboxypeptidase activity; zinc ion binding
Source: RefSeq, a predicted model, not a curated record